AAAGAAGAAGUAGUAGUAAACAGAAGUAAAUAGUGACCAAUAACCAUUUCCACGUUAGCGGUUUUAUUGUUAUUUAGAAAUGUAUUAACACCAUGGAACUCAAAAUAUGACUAAUUUAACAGCACAGCAUUACAUACUUACAUCAGGUAGUUUUUAAUUUGCGUUGGAGACAGGACUUGGUUGAUAGAUGUUUUUUAGCUAGCUAGGUAGCCGCUAACAAUAAUGGCUAACUGUAUGGUUUUUCACACUCAAAUAGCCUCCAUCAUGGAGGUGUUAGCGAAUGCAGCCGUGGCAGAGAUCUGUAAACUCGUAGACGACGACUAUGCAGUGUUCCGUUUGGAAAUGUCUCAAAGCCAGAAAGAAAACAGGGGAUUGCGGAGGAAACUACAGCUAUUGGAACUAAAGGUGGCACGGGAGCGCGUCCUCGCCAGUCGUCCCAGUAGUGUCAAGAUCCUCGACCGAUACAGAGGAAUGGCAAGAGGUGAAGCACAUCUCACUGGAGGCCACAGGAGCUUUGUGAAGCCAGCGGAACACAACACAUGGAGAGAUGACCAACCAAUCACUGUUGAUGAGGGGAGUGGAACCUCAACCCAGCACGUUAUUGUGAUAGAGUCUGCAGAGGCUGCAGGUCCUGGAGUCAAGCAAGAGAGAUCUGAAGGAGAGAAGGACCCACGGCACAGCAGAGACAUCCAGACUGAAACAGCGGCUGUAGCGCCGGAGGACCUUACCGCCGCGCCCCAGGCCAGGACCAGACACAGCAUCUUGGAGGAGGAGGGUCCAGAGGUGCUGCUGGUGAAGGAGGAUGGUUGUGAGGAGGGUCUGGGGAACACUGAGGGGAACCUGGUCAUGGAGGACAACCAGACUACACCUCCUCCUGAACCCACAGAGGAACCAGCUGAGCUGCACAGGACCACACACAGUCUCACUGAGUCAGUAGACAUGGAGGAUGGGAAGCCUGAUCUGCUGCUGGUCAAAGAGGAGAUGAUAGAAGACGAACCAGAGAGCAUUGACCUGAGUGGACUAAAGAUGGGGGAGCAAGGUGGUUGGCUGGAGGCUAACAGAGGAGACUGGGCGGCCGUCUUAGAUUUCCAGAUCCAGACGGGUGCAGCCAAGGGCCCAGGGGACAACAUUACCGAGCAGGCCAGGACCAGAGGUGACAUAGUGGAGUCUGCAGUCCAUGAGGACCAGCUGAUGUCUGGUGUUGCUGACGGAAGAGACUGGACAUCUGAGGUGGGUGGUCACAAACCCUGGCCCCGGAUCAAAACCCUGGAUCUGGAGCCAUCACUCUUCCUUCCCGAGUCAGAAUUAGGACCCAACCGUGAGGGACAGGGACUCCACCACAACCACUACACAGAACACAACCAGUGGACAGGUGGACUGAACCACCACAGUCCUGUUGGUCAUCAGAGAAACAGAGGUUCCAGUCUGCAGUCUGGGGCUGAUAGAGAUCAACCCUCCUGUUCCUAUGAUACAAACACCACAGUAUCCAUGAUGAACAGAGCAGGUCACCCUGGGCUUCAGCCUUCACAGAGAGUGAUGGGAGCCCCCCCUGGUGGUAGUCUAUCAGCAAGUCUGUCUUCUCCUUCAGGGCCUCGUCCAAUGCCUGGUGACUUGGUUCAUAGAAGGCCUGGGUCUAGCCUUCCUCACUUACCUCAGGUUUACCCCACCAAUACAGACAGUGUCAGGAUGGGCGUUCACCAUAAGAGGUACCUAGCCUAUAACACAGCACACAAUUCCAACAACACCCAAACAAUGGCUAGAGGUCAAGGAGGGAGCUCAAAAACUCAUGCUUCUACCUCCUCUGGUGUCAUUGGGUCACAAUGUGGGAGGCCGAGCAUUAGGUCAGACGCCGACAAGCCUUAUGCCUGCCCCACGUGUGGGAAGCACUUUGCUGAGGCAAGGUAUGUGAAGCAGCACCAGACUGUUCACACCAAGGACAGCUUCAAUUGCAAAUUAUGUCACAAGAGCUUCUCCUUCCUGAGUAGCCUUAUCAGACAUAGGAGUGUCCACAAUGGGAAGAAAUCGUAGCAGUGUGUCUUGAGAUGUACAUUAGGUGAUAUCUGGGAAUAAUUCUUUAUCUGACAUAUUAUAGUUAUCAUGUUUAGUGUCUUGGGAUAAGAGGGUAAUUAACCACAUACCCCUUUAACUUUGAAUUAUUUAACAGGCUUGUGUUAAUAACUGUUUUUUAGAGAGAUAGUAAACCUAGGCUAGAACAAGUAUAGUUCAAUAUUCUCUGGUCUGAUGAAACCAGGUUUGAACUCUUUGGCCUGAAUGCCAACCGGCGCGUCUGGAGGAAACCUGGCACCAUCCCUACGGUGAAGCAUGAUGGUAGCAGCAUCAUGCUGUGGGGAUGUUUUUCAGUGGCAGAGACUAGGAGACUAGUGAGGAUCGAGGCAAAGAUGAAUGGAGCAAAGUACAAAGAUCCUUGAUUAAAACCUGCUCCAGGGCGCUCAGGACCUCAGACUGGGGCGAAAGUUCACUUUCCAACAGGACAAUGACCCUAAGCACACAGCCAAGACAAUGCAGGAGUGGCUUCAGGACAAGUCUCUGAAUGUCCUUGAGUGGCCCAGCCAGAGCCCGGACUUGAACCCGAUCAACCAUUUCUGGUGAGACCUGAAAAUAGCUGUGCAGCUACGCUCCCCAUCCAACCCGACAGAGCUUGAGAGGAUCUGCAGAGAGGAAUGGGAGAAACUCUCCAAAUACAAGUGUGCCAAGCUUGUGGCAUUAUACCCAAGAAGACUCAAGGCUGAAAUCGCUGCCAAAGGUGCUUUAACAAAGUACUGAGUAAAGGGUCUGAAUACUUGUGUAAAUUUGAUAUUUCAGUUUUAUAUUUUUAAUAAACUAGCAAUAAUUUUUUUUUAAAACUGUUUUUGCUUUGUUAUUAUUGGGUAUUGUGUGCAUAUUGAUGAGGGGGAAAAAACUAUUUAAUAAAUUUUAGAAUAAGGCUAUAAUGUAACAAAAUGUGGAAAAAGUCAAGGGGUCUGCAUACUUUUGGAAGGCACUGUAAAGGCAAAGCUAGAAUGAAAACGGAAUUGCGGCGGCAACUACAGGUACCGGAACUGAAGGGGGCAUGAUAGCGCGUCCUCGCCAGUUGUCCCAGUACUGAUAAAAUAAUUUUUCUGGGUGUGCGCCAGCUCAUGUUUUUUAUUCUAAGACAGUCGACCGAUACAGAUGAAUGGCAAGAGGUACAUUUAGCAGAAGACAGAUGAAUGGCAAGAGGUGCAUGUCACGUUCUGACCUUAGUUCUGUUAUUAUAUCUUUGUUUUAGUAUGGUCAGGGCGUGAGUUGGGUGGGAUGUCUAUGUUCGUUUUUCUAUAAUUUGGGAUUCCUGUGUUCGGCCCAGUAUGGUUCUCAAUCAGAGGCGGCUGUCAAUCGUUGUCCCUGAUUGAGAAUCAUACUUAGGUAGCCUGGUUUCACUUUUGAGUUGUGGGUGUUUAUUUUCUGUCUUUGUGUGUGUCUCCAGACAGAACUGUUUCGAUUUUCGUUCGUUCACUUUAUUGUUUUGUAUUUCUGUGUUCAUUUUGAUUUAUUAAAGAUUACAUCAUGAACAUUUACCACGCUGCGCAUUGGUCCUCCGAUCCUUCUCGCUACUCUUCCUCAGAAGAGGAGGACGAGAUCCCUUACAGUGCAUAAUGCCCCAUUCCCCUCGGUGUAUGUU
Oncorhynchus kisutch (coho salmon) is the source of this 3658-nucleotide messenger RNA. RefSeq names its product zinc finger protein 205-like. NCBI's taxonomy places the organism in Eukaryota, Metazoa, Chordata, Actinopteri, Salmoniformes, Salmonidae. The record is from RefSeq and is a predicted model, not a curated record. The transcript has 7 exons. Gene Ontology annotation, biological process: regulation of gene expression. The coding region runs from base 223 to 2028 and encodes 601 amino acids. Gene Ontology annotation, cellular component: nucleus.